Messenger RNA from Zychaea mexicana, 1942 nucleotides. RefSeq names its product cytochrome P450. The transcript is spliced from 10 exons. The coding region runs from base 35 to 1621 and encodes 528 amino acids. NCBI's taxonomy places the organism in Eukaryota, Fungi, Mucoromycota, Mucoromycetes, Mucorales, Lichtheimiaceae. Gene Ontology annotation, molecular function: iron ion binding; monooxygenase activity; heme binding. The record is from RefSeq and is a predicted model, not a curated record.
CCCACAUUACCUUCUUUUCAUUAUACACACAGAAAUGAUUGUUAUUCCCAGCAGUUUUAGUCAACUUGUUGAUUCAGUCAAGGACAUCAAUUUAUCAACCCGCCAACAACAGACGAUCGGUGUUAUCACUGCUGCAGCUGUCGUUACGAGCUAUUCGCUGUAUAAGCUUUGGAACCAGGGUCCGAACGACGGUUGCCCUGUUGUCCCGUACACCAAUCCAUUAAAUGGAUCGUCAGCUGAGUUUCGAAAGAACCCACGGGAAUUUAUUCAGACGUGGACAGAGAAGCUCGGCCCCGUCUACCGAGUCCACCUUUUUGGCAGAUUGUACACGGUUGUUUCGGGCAGAUAUGUCCGUGAGGUGUUUUUGAACAAUAAUUUUGAUUUCUUCACAGGCAUCAACAGAAGAUUCAACAUGCCGUUGAUGGCUGGUAUUCCUGAAGGUGAAAUCCCUCAAGAAGAAGGCCGCAAGGUUGUUGUCAAGUAUUUGACGCCCCAAUUGAAAUACUUUACUGCCCGCGCUGUCGAAAAUUUGAACAUUGGUCUUAAAGAGAUAAUGGGCGAUCUCAACGAACCAAAGGAACUGCCUCACAUGUAUCCCCUGGUACAACGCAUGGUGGCCCGUGCAAGUGCUUCCGUUUUUGUUGGAACCAAACUCGCAAAAGACGACGAACUCGUCAGUGUGUUUCAGAAUAUCACCACAGACAUUGGAUCAAUGAUUCGUACAGAGUCAUGGCUUGAACCGUUCGCUAGCUUGUUGCACUUCCGAAUGUGGGCUAUCGGUAGAUUCUCUUCUAAGGUCCGUGCUAUUCGUAGCAAGAUGACCAAAACUAUCGGCGCUGAAGUUGAACGUCGUUUGGAGGCCGCUGAACAGAAUCCAAAUGGCUGGGAUAGACCCGUGGAUGUUCUUCAAGACCUUAUUGAGAACGUCAACAUCCCUCGUGGAUCAGACCUCAUUACAACGAUUGUCAACUACACGAUCGCUUUGAUUUUUGCUUCCAUCCAUACCACAUCCGAAAACGGUACCAUCGUUUUGUAUCGUAUUCUGCAAAAUCCUGAGCUAAUGGAUGAACUUUUGGAGGAGCAGAAGGAAGUUUUGCAACGUAAUGGUAUCGAUCCCGAAGGUGCGGCCAAGGAUGUAUUUACAUUCGAAAUUGUCAAAGAUCUUCCCAAGCUGGAUAGUAUUGUUCGUGAGUCCAUGCGUCUUCGCAACGAAUUCUACGAGCUGCCUCAUUCCAAUGUUGGCAAUAAAAAGGUUGUCUUGAGCAACGGCACAGUCAUUAGGCCAGGUGAAGAUGUCUUGAUUAAUACGUGGUACAACCAGCAAUACGAUGGUUGGGAUGAAUACAAGGUUGAGAACGAUGACCGUUCAGAAUUCAAACCUUACCGCUACAUUAACACCGGUCGCCCAUCGACUAAGGUUGGUGAUGACUACCUUGUCUUUGGCGAAGGAAAGCAUGCCUGCCCUGGCCGUUGGUUUGCAAUCCAAGAAAUCAAAACCAUUAUCUCGCUCCUACUACGCGAUUACAAGGUUCGCCCAUCCAGUGAUGUUAUCUUCCCAACCACUACUGCCACAGCCAUGCCUUUCGGUACUGCUACCAUUGAAAAGCGACAGCGUGCCUAGAUUCCUACACAUCCUCUUACUACUUGUAGAACCAUAUCCACUCUUUUGCAAUUGUAUUCUUUCUAUGUAUACUAUUUUAGUUCGUCAAUCCCUUCCAUAUAUAAAAGACAAAGUACAGCAGCUGCUGCAUUUGAUGAAGAAAUUACUCUAUAUGUAUUUUUACAACAUUGUAUGAUAUUGAACAAAUCUAUGUACUGCACAAAAAGACUUCAAGAGAACCCAAUAAUUACAGCAGUUUUGUGAAUACAUUUAAAGGAUCGACUGGGAAAUACAGCGGAUCCCUGUUAAUCUCAUAUUCGUUAACUUUCACCCUGGUAAAAA